Lepisosteus oculatus (spotted gar) is the source of this 1165-nucleotide messenger RNA. Lineage: Eukaryota; Metazoa; Chordata; Actinopteri; Semionotiformes; Lepisosteidae. The record is from RefSeq and is a predicted model, not a curated record.
UAUUCAAAUGAGAUGUGUGCUUAUAUAAUGGAAAAAUAAACUUCAAGUUUAAUCUACGAAUAGGUCGGAGUCUCCCAGCUGCCAGAAGUUGCUGUGAACUUGGAGCAGCCCUGAGACAUGUGGGCAGAAGACGACUUCCACCCUACUUCUGUGCCCUGCCUGCAGAGCUACACCGAGCCUGAGGAUGGCAAAACCUACAUCAUGUACCACGGCACCACGCCAGCAGCUGCCGGGAAAAUCAAGAGGAAUGGAUUUUGUCCGUCCGAGGAUGGCAUGCUGGGGCAUGGGGUGUACGUCAGCCGGGACCUGCAGAAGGCCAGCAACUACCCCAUCAAGGUGCACGAGCACCAGCGGGUGGUGCUGAAGCUGAAGGUCAAUGUCGGGAAGGUGAAGAAGAUCGACACGCAGGGGCACCCCCUGCAGAAGACCUGGCACAAGCACGGCUACGACACGGCCUGGGUCCCCCCACACUGCGGGAUGGUGAAGAGCGGACUGGAGGAGGACUGCGUCUGGGAUCCCCGGAGGAUCACAGUGAUCUCCGAGAUUCAUCCCCGUGUACCUUAUCCAGUCUGUAAUCCGCCAGAGCCCGUCAGCGGAAACGUCUACAUCAUGUACCACGGCACCACGAAGGAGGCAGUCGAGCCCAUCAAGAGGAAUGGAUUUUGUCCGUCCGAGGAUGGCAUGCUGGGGCAGGGGGUUUACAUGAGCCGGGACCUGCAGAAGGCCUCCAGGUACCCCAUCGAGGUGCCCGAGCAGCAGAGGAGAGUCCUGAAGCUGAAGGUCGAUGUCGGGAAGGUGAAGAAGAUCAACAAGCAGGGGCACCACCUGCAGAAGACCUGGCACGAGCACGGCUACGACACGGCCUGGGUCCCCCCACACUGCGGGAUGGUGAAGAGCGGACUGGAGGAGGACUGCGUCUGGGAUCCCAGGAGGAUCAAGGUCAUGGAGGUCAUCAAACCCAGCAGGCUGCCACCUCUUCCCUCUUUCGAAGACGAUGAAGAAUCAUAUUAAACCUUCAAAAUGCUUAUGUUCCGAUUUUAAUGAAGUAGAAAGGCCAUACAACUGCCUCUUCUAGCUCAUUGGUGUUUGUGUAUAUUUCUUGAUCACUUAUAAGACAAAAUUUGUUUCCUUAAGAUGGAUAAUAAAAUUAAAUUGACAGAUAAUC